AUGGUCAACUCCUGUUGUGGCUCCGUCUGCUCUGACCAGGGCUGUGGCCAGGAGACCUGCUGCCGCCCCAGCUGCUGCCAGACCACCUGUUGUAGGACCACUUGCUGCCGCCCCACCUGCUGUGUGUCCAGCUGCUGUCGCCCCUCGUGCUGUGGCUCUGGCUGCUGCCAGACCACCUGCUGCAGGACCACCUGCUGCCGCCCCAGCUGCUGUGGCUCCAGCUGCUGCAGGCCCAGCUGCUGCAUCUCUAGCUGCUGCCGCCCCAGCUGCUGUGGCUCCAGCUGCUGCCAGCCUUGCUGCCGCCCCAGCUGCUGCCAGACCACCUGCUGCAGGACCACCUGCUGCCGCCCCAGCUGCUGUGGCUCCAGCUGCUGCCGCCCCAGCUGCUGCAUCUCUAGCUGCUGCCGCCCCACCUGUUGCCAAACCACCUGCUGCAGGACCACCUGCUGCCGUCCCACCUGCUGUGUGUCCAGCUGCUGCCGCCCCAGCUGUUGCUAG
Molecule: messenger RNA, 498 nt
Organism: Suricata suricatta (meerkat)
Lineage: Eukaryota; Metazoa; Chordata; Mammalia; Carnivora; Herpestidae
Product: keratin-associated protein 4-12-like
Exons: 1
Coding region: 1-498 (165 amino acids)
Cellular component (GO): keratin filament
Source: RefSeq, a predicted model, not a curated record